Molecule: messenger RNA, 1351 nt
Organism: Brassica oleracea var. oleracea
Lineage: Eukaryota; Viridiplantae; Streptophyta; Magnoliopsida; Brassicales; Brassicaceae
Product: putative clathrin assembly protein At1g68110
Exons: 1
Coding region: 245-1342 (365 amino acids)
Biological process (GO): clathrin coat assembly; vesicle budding from membrane; clathrin-dependent endocytosis
Cellular component (GO): clathrin-coated vesicle; clathrin-coated pit
Molecular function (GO): SNARE binding; 1-phosphatidylinositol binding; phosphatidylinositol-4,5-bisphosphate binding
Source: RefSeq, a predicted model, not a curated record
UCAUGAUUUAUGCGAUUUUGGUUUGGUUUAAACGUAAUCAAACCGGUCACAUGUGACAGCUUUUAUUUUUCUAUUUAAAAAUGUUCUUCUUUUGAAAAUGAGCGGCUUCAACGGUUAUAACGGAUAAUACAGAGACAAAGAACUCAAAAAUAGGAAAAAGAAGAUUUACAGAGACGACUUUUUGUUCUUGGGGAAGACUAAAGGUACAGAGAAUACGACGAGAGAGGAGGGAGGGGGCUCGACGAUGAAGCUCUGGAAACGAGCUGCUGCUGCGAUAAAAGACCAGAAAAGCUUAUUAGCCGUCGGAUUCUCACGGCGAGCUUCAUACCGGAACACGGAUCUCGAAGCAGCCAUCAUCAAAGCCACCUCCCACGACGACUCCUCCGUCGACUAUUCGAACGCUCAACGCGUCUACAAAUGGAUCAAAGCCUCUCCUCUCAACCUCAAAACUCUAGUCCACGCUCUAUCCUCCCGCGUCAACCACACGCGAAGCUGGAUCGUCGCGCUCAAAUCCCUGAUGCUUCUCCACGGUGUAAUCAGCUGCAAAGUCCCUUCCGUCGUCGGAGAGAUUCGUCGUCUUCCUUUCGAUCUCUCCGAUUUCUCCGACGGACAUUCAUCUCUCAGCAGAACCUGGGGGUUCAACAUCUUCGUUCGAGCUUACUUCGCUUUCCUUAACAGCUACUCUUCCUUCACAGCCGAUCAGAUCAGCCGCACCCGCGCGAAUCUACGAUCUGACAAAGUCGAUUCCGUGAAGCAACAGCUUGAUAGGAUACAAAAACUGCAGUCUCUUCUCGAUUUGAUUCUUCAGAUACGUCCUAUUGCCGAUAACAUGAAGAGAGCGUUGAUCCUAGAAGCCAUGGAUUGUAUCGUCCUCGAGAGCAUCAACAUUUACGGUAGAAUAUGCAGCGGAAUCAUCAAAAUCCUCCCGGCGGCCGGCAAAACAGACGCCGCCAGGAGUUUAAAGAUCGUCAACAAGGCGACGUCUCAAGGAGAAGAUCUCGCUAUGUACUUCGAAUUCUGCAAAGGCUUUGGCGUCUCAAACGCGCGGGAUACGCCUCAGUUUGUUACUAUACCGAUGGCGGAAGUCGAAGCAAUGGAGAAAAUGGUCAAAAGCGUCGAAAAAGAUGAGCAAAAGCAAGAAGAAGAAGUCGUGGAGAAAGCCAUUGUACUGUUGGAGAAACCGAGAUUGCAGACGAUCAUAACAGACAAAUGGCAGACUUUCGAAGACGACGAGUAUUGUUUCAGCGAAAAAGCGAUUCAAGAAUAUCAUCAAGAUCCUCUGCCUCUUGUAGUAUCGAACCAACCAGUUUGUUACACAAUGCCAGAUUUGAUUACGUUCUAGAGAACGUUC